Messenger RNA from Hyphopichia burtonii NRRL Y-1933, 4170 nucleotides. RefSeq lists its product as uncharacterized. The coding region runs from base 156 to 4031 and encodes 1291 amino acids. NCBI's taxonomy places the organism in Eukaryota, Fungi, Ascomycota, Pichiomycetes, Serinales, Debaryomycetaceae. The record is from RefSeq and is a predicted model, not a curated record. The transcript has a single exon.
GGCUUUUAUACUUCCUAUUUGCACUCUUGUUCUUGAGAACAUCACGUUGAAAUUAAGUUUUUGAGUGGUUUGAAGGUUAUUUUGACGAAAUAAGGAUUAACCGCUUUAAUCAGGUUUCCAAUCAAGAAUAGCAUUAAUAAAGAAGUUUAGAGAUAAUGUCGGAAGCUACGAAUGAUUCUGCGGCUGCCCAAUUCAAGAAUGGAGCUGAUGUACAUUUUGAUUAUAAUAAUGCAUCGAAUACUCCAUUAUCUCUGCAAGUUGCAACUGCUAGUUCAAGUAAUAGGAAAAAGAAGAAAAAGAAGAAUAAAAAUAAAUCGAAAAGUACCCAGAAUGAUCCCCGUGAUGUGCAAGCAACUAUAAAUGAUCCAGAUGUUGAUUAUCCAACCUCCAGGGUCAUCAAGCAAGCUCCAAAUGGAGACGUUAUUGUAGAAAGUUUAGAUGAUGAACAACAGGAAUCUCGUUCCGAACCAACCUCAGGGUUCGGUGCAACGAAUAUUUGGGAUAAUUCAACCAUAGAAGAACAAGAGAAUUUGAAGCAAUUUUGGGAAAGUUUAGAUGAAUCCCAAAAAUUUGAGUUGGUCCAAAUUGAUAAACAAUCUAUUCUAGAACUUUUCAAAAAUGAAGCUAGAUCAGCCAAAAACAACCAUGCUAAUAACAACAAUAAUGUCUCAUCAGCUCAUGGCUCACAGUUAAAUAUGAAUUCCAAACAUUGUACUUGUUCCUAUUGUGGUCGUCAAAAAAGUUUGAUUGAAGAUGAAUUGGAAAGUAUUUACGAUAACCAUUUCGAUGAUAUCAUUGAUUUUAUUCAUGAAGUAAGAGAUAUUAAUGAUCUAAAUGCCUUGCCAGGUCUUUUGUUUGGUGGGUUUCACAUGCUAGAAGAAGAACAUAAGUUGAUGAAAAGACAACAACGUGAAUUAAAUCAACUCAGAAAUAAACAUCAAUACCAAUUGGCAAAGGCUAGAGCCCAAGAAGAAGAGCUCCGUAAACAUCUUGCCUUACUGGGAGAAUACCCGCAUUCCAGCUGCGAUCAUGACCAUGACCAUGAUCACGACCACGAAUAUGAAUUUGAUGAUGAUCAUGACCACCAUCACGAUCACGAUCACGAUCACGAACAUGACCAUGAUCAUGAAUAUGAUCACGAUAACGAGUGCCUGGACGAUCACGAUCAUGAAGAUCAUUAUAGUGAACAUGAGUACGAGGAUGAACAUGACCAUACAUUGGAGAAUAAUCAUGAAUCUGAAAACCAGAAUUUGGUGGAUAAUUUCAUUGAAAAGAUAAAAGAGCUUGAAGAUAAUGAUAACAGUAGUAACGACCAUAAUGUUUAUCAAGAACCAUCUUCAAGUGAUCCCAAGUCUCAACAAGAGCUAGAGGAACUAGAAAGAUCUUUGAUUACAUCAUUGCAAGAUCAUCUUGAAAAUGGGAAUCCGAAAGAUCAAGCCACUCAACUUGAAAUUUUGAAGAAACAUAAAGCUUAUUUUGAUGCAAAGCAUAUGGAAAAUUCAAGUUUACCUGAUUUUGAAAGUGUCAAAAAGCAAAUUCAGUUAUUGCAAAAAACUGGAGCUUUAAAGGCUUCUAUUCGUGAACAACCUUCAGCUAGUAAAAAUGAAUUAGAGAGAUUGUCGUUUGUUCGUCAUUUUUCUAAAAUCUUUGCUGAUGAAAUGAAUCAACAUAAUAAAACCCCUGACAAAAAUCUUGAUGAAAACCAAAACAAUUUCUACGGGUUAUCUAAAUUUGCUGAAGAGUUUAUGAAAACGGAUGGAAAUUCUUUUAUUGAUAUGAUGGAAUCACUUUCUGAAUCCAGAACUGCAAGAGAAGAUUUAUUAAGAGAACAAGUUUCCAAUAUUAAAGGCGGUGGCAAUCUCAGCAAUCAUGAAAAGGAAGCCUUAAUUGAAUAUGCCCACCUGAAGGUAAAAUCUUUGUUGAAUGAAAAGCAAAAGAAUGGAGCCGUUGUCAAGCCUCAAUUCGAUAAGAUUGACCAUAUCCCUGAAUUGGAGUUCAACGGUCAAACAAAAGGCGAAAUAGACCAUCAUCUCCAUGAUGCAGAGGAGGCUGAAGAGGAUGAAGAAGUAGAUGACGAGGAUGAAUUAGAUGAUGAAGAACAAGACGACGAAGAGGACGAAGAGGAAGAGGAAGAUGAUGUUGAAGAACUCAGUGAUACUGAAUCAGAAAUAUCUGAAGAAGAGAAGAUGCAGGAAAUUCGUCGUUUAUUUUUAAUUCAAGUUAUCAAAUUAUUUCAAGAAAGAUUGAAGGAAGCAUAUAAAGAAAAAUUAUCUAAAGACAGGACUCAAAAACUUAUUGAAGAGUUAGAGGCAGAGGAGAAUGCCAAACAAGAACGGGAAAAUAAAAAGCUUAAACAGCGUGAAAAGGCCAAAGAAAAGAAAAGGUUACAGCAAUUAGCCAAAGAAGAAGAACGCAAAAGAAAAGAAGAAGAAGAAAAGGCAAAAGAAGAAGAAUUGAAGCGUAAACAAGAAGAAUUAAGAGCUGAACAAAAACGCAAGAAGGAAGAAGCUCGAUUGAAGAGAGAAGAAGGUAAACGUAAACGAAUCGAAGAAUUAAAGAGAAAGGAAGCUGAAAACCAAAAAAGAAUUGAGGCUCAACGUAAAAAGGAAGAAGAAUCAAAGAAAUUAAAAGAAGAAAGACGUAAGAAGAUUGAAGAAGAGCGUAAGAAGAAAGAAGAAGAAAAAAAGCAGAAAGAUUUAUUAAAAAAACAAAAGGAGGAAGAACGUUUACGCUUACAAAGGAUGAAAGAAGAGGAGGAAGAGAUGGCUAAAGCUUUGGCAGAACAAGAAGAAGAGCAACGGAAGCUAGUUGCAGAAGCAGAAGCAGAAGCUAAAGCACUUGAAUUUACUGCCCAAACACCAAUGGAUAAUUCGCUGAAGGUUCUUAUAGAUGAAUUAAGAGUUAAAUCGUCGCCAACCAAAAACCAUAUAUUGGAUCAACUCUACCAGGCCAAGCCAAGAUCGAUGUCGUCGACAUCCACCGGUAAUUCCACCCCAAUAAUGAAUCAACCGCAAUUGAGUAGACCUGGAUCAUCAUUCAAUAUGAUUGAACCAUUGAGUACUGGAGGAACGAACAAUUUAGUUUCGAACUUAAUCUCGCCAACUAGUCAACCAAUGUUGAAUAAUGACUUGAAUAAUGCACCAAUAAAUGGAGGGUUUGCACCACUUCAACAGCAUACCAACUUCGGUCCUCAAUUGCACCAAGCACAACCGCAAUUAUCUCCAUGGGGUACAUCUAAUACAUUAUUGAAUAACAAUAUACCCCAUGCUACAUCGCCGCCACCGACUAAUGCCAAUGCACUUAACAAGGGAUUCAAUACUGGUGGAUUUAGUCCAUUUGGAUCCAAUGCGCCGGCGGUUGGGUCGGGGUUCAAUGAUCCAUUCACCAAUAACCCAGUUAACAUGACCAGUAACACUGGAGCAUCGAGUGUUUGGAAUACUGGUAACUCACGUAACAAUUCCAUCUGGAGUAGUACACCCUCUAUACCACCCAACCCACUGAGUUUAUGGAAUAGCAAUUUGGGACAAGAUAUAACCAAUCCAGGAGCAAAUGCAACAAGUCAGCCCACAAACAACAUCAUUACCGACUCGCAAUUACAAACUGCUACAUGGGAAGCAUUUAAGAUCUUAGAGCAAACGGGACAAUUAGAGUUUUCAGUUGCCCCUUGUCUCAAAUUAUUCCAGCUUACGAAGAAUGUAUUGAGUAACACCCUGAUAAGCUUACAUCAGUUUUUAAGUGCAUGCCGAAAUACGAUUGGAAGUGGCUUACAAUUUGAUUUUGUAUACGAUGACAUGGGAACCGUGACCCAUAUUCGAGUCGGCAUCAUCAAUGAUGGUGGUCUCAAAACGAGCCCAGUUAUGCCACCUCCAGGUUUUAUUAAUCCCAACAUUGGUGAUUCGUUAAUGAGAGGAUUUGCCGAUCUUGCAUCUACUACAAAUGCAAAUGCAAACAAUCCUCCCCCACCCACCAAUCCUAGUCUCGGUAGCCAAAACGGCUCUUUCAGUGGUGGAUUGCGUCAGUUAUGGAACUAAGUAGAACCUCUUUAUAUUUUGUGAUUUACUGCUUAAUUAUAUUCAUUUUUUCUUGAAAUAUUUAUUUUUUUUUUUUCAAACUUUUUCAAUUAUGACUGUUGUUUAAAUCUCUAUUCGUAGUUGAAUAUGUCAAAAAAAC